This is a messenger RNA of Oryctolagus cuniculus (rabbit), 1417 nucleotides long. The record is from RefSeq and is a predicted model, not a curated record. Lineage: Eukaryota; Metazoa; Chordata; Mammalia; Lagomorpha; Leporidae.
AUGCACAUUCUGAUUCGGUGGCCAGCCUUCUUCGUCCCUAACAAGCUCCAGGAUGACACAAAUGCUGCACACUUUGAGUACCGAGUUCUGAUCCACUUACACCUCACCCUCCAAGUCUUGAGAAAAGCCAUAGUUUUCACGAGGAAAAUUGCUCUUGAUGGUAGCUGCCCGCCUUGGUCCCACUCAGGUGCAGAACGCCUCCCAGGCCGAGCCUUGAUUUUUCAACCACUAGGUGGCAGUGCAAGCACGGCCCAAGGCGCCCCUGACGUGCCAACCACAGCGACCGGCGCGAGGUUUCGCAACCAGGCCAGGGUUAGUCAUCCCGCGACUGCAGCGCUGCCUUGUCAGUUUCAGUGUGUUUAUUACUGGCGUUUCUCUCUGCCCUUCAACCUCCCCGGAGGCGGCGUGGCUUUGCUAGCAGCUCUGGGACUGUCUAUUGAGUGUAGCGAGUGCGGGAAGAGCUUCCUGGGCUUGCUGUCUCGUGAGUGCAAGCCAUUUCCAUCCCUGGAUCCAGGCUGCGGGCCUCCCGGCGGCGCCCCAAGUCUCUCCGUCGGUCUGCAGAACCCAGCCCUCGGCCGCAAGCUUUCCAGUCACUUGGGUGCUAUGACCAGCUGUAGAGCCUUGCUCCGUGUCCACUGUGAGCCCCAACGGAAGAAUCACGUGGCGGGCAGGCGUUCCACACCAUCAGGCCUCAGCAGCGGGUGUAGUUCCAAGAAUGGUAAAUUGGGAAGAAUAAAGAUGGGUCUUCAGACUGAUGCACAAAGAUGAUUUCACAAAAGAGACGUGGAAAAUCAUUCACAAAACCAUGCAGUCCCAAAAAAAGUAAUUGUUACAGCAAGAAGCUUAGAAUUCUGUGGACCAUUCCUAGAGAUUUAUGCUAAGGGAAUCAUGAAUAUGUAAGAAAGUUUCAAAAAUAAUCACAACGGGUUUUGGUUAUUAGGAUCUCUUCUAUAAUUAAAAAAAAAAAAUAGGAGCCAGUACUGUGGCGUAGCGGGUAAAGCCACUGCCUGCACUGCCGACAUCCCAUAUAGGCCCCGGUUCAAGUCCCAGCUGCUCCACUUCUGAUCCAGCUCUCUGCUAUGGCCUGGGAAAGCAGUAGAAGAUGGCCCAAGGGGGCCCCAGCACCCACAUGGGAGACCCGGAAGAAGCUCCUGGUUCCUGGCUUCAGAUCGGCACAGCUCCAGCCGUUGUGGCCAACUGGGGAGUGAACCAGCAGAUGGAAGACCUCUCUCUUUCUCUGUCUCUCCAUCUCUCUCUGUAACUCUGCCUUUCAAAUAAAAUAAAUAAAUUUUACCAAAAAAAGAAGGAAAUAGCAAUAUUGAAUAAAUUAUAACUAUAUAAUUGCCAUAAUCAAUAGCUAGCAUUACUUGAAUGUUUAUUGCAUGCUAGAUAUUGUGCUAAUUGUCUUCUGUGUAUU